Molecule: messenger RNA, 1374 nt
Organism: Rhodotorula toruloides NP11
Lineage: Eukaryota; Fungi; Basidiomycota; Microbotryomycetes; Sporidiobolales; Sporidiobolaceae
Product: alpha-1,3-fucosyltransferase 10, glycosyltransferase family 10 protein
Exons: 4
Coding region: 1-1374 (457 amino acids)
Cellular component (GO): membrane
Molecular function (GO): fucosyltransferase activity
Source: RefSeq, a predicted model, not a curated record
AUGAGCGCACGCCAGCCUGAAGCUGUAGGGCUCACGAGGUUCAGCGGGUCCGAUCUCGAGGCGAACGAGCUUGAGGGCGUCGAGGAGGAGCUUGCGGCGGUCGAGGAGGAAUUGGCCUGGCAGCGCAAGCCAAAGCGGCGACGGUGGGACUGGCGAACGGGCGUGCUGGGCGUGACUGCAGGCUGCUUGCUUGGCUACCUCGCGACGCGGUCAACUGGGUCGUUCGGGACGACUGCCAGCUCGAAGGAGGCGGUACUCGUCGAGGACGACCCCCUCGCAGGCAACAUUACGGGACCAGCUGUCCGCCUGUACUACCGACACGACGACAAGAUCAACCAGGGCGACCCGAUCCUGCAGCCAACUUGCCCGGUCGCCGUGAUCUACACGGAGGACGAAUCCGCCGCCGACGUCCUGGUCCUGAAUGUCGAUUCCCACGCGGGUAUGGAGGACGAAGAGUUUGAGCGACUGCGGAAGGAGCGGCCGUGGCAGAAGUUUGCGGCGUGGGCAGUCGAGAGUGCGCCAAAUCGACCGUUUCUCGAACGGCACUUUAACAAGUUGCGCGAGGGCAAGCGCAACGAGACGUACGACUUUGAGGUGACGUACCGCCUGAACAGCACCGUCCCUGCGACAUAUUCCUAUUCCUACUUCAACUAUAGCAACUCGCCUCUCCCUGUCGAUCAGAAACGCCAUGACAAGAUCGCUGCCGCCUUCAUCACGAAUUGUCAACCGAAGAACGCACGCUCGCUAGUCCUCGACGAACUUGUCUCGCUCAUGCCCGGCAAGAUCGACUCGUUCGGCAGCUGUCACAACAACGCCGACAUCGACUCGACUCUGCAAGAGCUGGGCAUCUAUGACGAUGUCGGCACGCACACCAAGUGGAACGAGAAAAUCACCUUAAUCUCGCGCUACCGAUUCACCCUUGCUUUCGAGAACUCGAAUGACCUCGACUACGCCACGGAAAAGUACUUCCAGGCUCUCGAGCGUGGCAGUGUCCCGCUCGUCUACGGCCCUCCCCAUGCCGCGGCUCGCUUCUUCCCAUCGCCUACCGCCGCCAUCGACCUCGCCGACUACCUUCCUUCCAAUUACACCUCGCAGUCGACCACUGACAGUGAAGAGCCGAAGGAACUUUCGCCCGAGGCCAAGGCGGGCAUCAAGCGACUUGCGGACCGGCUGGAGUACUUGUCCAGCGAGGAGGGGCGGGAGGAGUACGAGGAGAUGCUCGCAUGGAAGAAGGACACGGCGUGGCUCGAGGACGAGCGGAAUCCGCUCGGCAAGGUGGUGCGGCAGGCGAACAGUCCGUAUCCUCAGGACUGUCGGCUGGCGGGUGCCUACCUCGGCGAGGCGUGGGCGCGGAAUACCUGGGUGCCGCCUUGA